This is a messenger RNA of Plasmodium reichenowi, 2304 nucleotides long. RefSeq lists its product as hypothetical. The record is from RefSeq and is a predicted model, not a curated record. The coding region runs from base 1 to 2304 and encodes 767 amino acids. Gene Ontology annotation, molecular function: phosphoribosylanthranilate isomerase activity; indole-3-glycerol-phosphate synthase activity. NCBI's taxonomy places the organism in Eukaryota, Apicomplexa, Aconoidasida, Haemosporida, Plasmodiidae. Gene Ontology annotation, biological process: L-tryptophan biosynthetic process. The transcript has a single exon.
AUGAUUGCACGCAUAUAUAAAUUUAUUAUUAUGCUAUUUUAUUUUUUGUUGUGUAUAUUUAUUUUGUUUCAUUGUUUGAAUACAUUGAUCAUAAAAUAUAAUGUGAAGGUGGAAGGAUUAAGAUUAGUUAGUCGGAUGAAAAGAGGGAAAAUAUUGAAGGGAUGUUUUCCAAAAGAUGGUAUAUUAAAUAAGCAUUAUAUCUCAACAUUGUUUAUUAAAAAUGAUGGGGAGAUAUAUAAUAAGUAUAUAGGAGGGAAAAAAGGAACUGUUAGAAAGAGAAAAAAUGAUAUAGGUGGUAGUGUUAGUUUUAGAAGGUAUGGGAAAGAUUCUCGGAAUCCUCAUUUGGCAUAUGAAUAUAUAAAUAAGAUUAUUGAAAAUAAAAAAUAUGAAGUUACUAAAUUAUUAGAAGAAAAUUGUGAUGAAAAUAAUCCAUUACAAAUAAGAAUGAAUUAUUUACAACAUACUAUGAAUAAUAAAUUAUCGGAAAGUUUAAAAAGAUCAAGUAAUGAUGAGAAGCAUAGAUUAUCAUUAAUUGCUGAUAUGAAGAGGAAAAUUUUUGGUACCAUUGAAAAAGAAAAAAAAAAGGAAAAAGAGCAUAAAACAAAAGAAGGGUUAUAUAAGAAUAUAAGUGUAGGAUAUGAUAAUUUACAAAAUGAGAAGUAUACAUAUGAAGACAUAUUAAAGAAUGAAAAAGAAUUACAUGAUAUUGAUAUAAUGAAGAAUAAUGAAGAAAAAAAAAAAAAAAAUAUAAAUAAUCAUUAUAUAUAUCAACAUAAUUUUUUAAAUUUAAGUAACCCAGGAAAAGUUAGUUUGUUAUUACAUGAAAUCGGAUUUGAUGUAUUAAUAGUUAAUAUUGAUGAAUUAUCAACUCAAGGAAAUAUAAAUGAUUUAAAAGAUAUAAUAAAAAGUACAAGAACAUUACCAAGAAAUAAAAGACCGGCAAUUGUUGUAGAUGACAUAAUUAUCCAUCCUAUACAAAUAGCUUUAGCUGUAGAAAAUCAAGCAGAUGGUGUUAUAUUAAAUUUAUCUUAUUUAAAAAAUGAUAUGGAAGAAAUGCUACAAUAUUGUGUUAAUGUUGGUACUCAAGCUAUUGUUGAAGUACAUGAUUAUAAUGAUAUAUAUUUUGCUACACAAUGUGGAGCUUAUAUACUUAUGAUCAAUGAAUAUGAUUUUUAUAAUAAUAUAUAUGAAUAUAACCAUGCUAUUAAAGCUAUAAAUUAUACUAUACCCGAAAUUAUUACUAUUGCUAAAGUUAAUACUAAUCAAGUAAAUUAUAUAGAAAAAUUAGGAAGCUUGGGAUAUGAUAGUAUAUGUUUAGAAAAAAAAUUAAUUGAUGAUGACCUUCAACAAUUUGUUACCUCAUGUAAAGCAUGGAGUGCUCCUCAUAAAACAUUAUUAUAUCUUAAUAGAAAUAAUUACCUUAAAGAAUUUCUUACAUAUGAUAAAAAUGGACAAACAAGGGACAACCAUAAGGAAAUUACAGAAAAUCUAAAAAAUUUAUAUGACAAUAAGAAUAUUUCAAAUAAUUAUUCCCACACGCUUUUGAAAAGGUAUGAAAAGGAGCACAUCGAUGGGGAGGAUAUAACAAAUGAUGAAGCCAUAAAUGGUGGUAUAAAUCAAGAUAUAAGUCAAGAUAUAAAAAGAUACAAUAUUUUAAAUAAGGAUAAUCCUAUGAAAUACAAAAUUCAAGGCAAUAAGAACAAUUACGCAGAGAAAAAAGAAAGUUUUGAAAAUAAAUGCAUUGAUAAUAAGAAUAUGAAACACACUAAUAUGAAUAAAAAAGAAGAGAUAUUAAGCAAAGAAGAAAAACAAAUAGUACAAAAUUUUAAAAAUGAAAAAAAAAGAGAACUUAUGUUGUUAAGUCAAAUGAAAGAAAUUAUUAAAGAGGUUGACGAUCAAUGUAAAAAUUAUCAUACAAAUACUGAUGAAGAAAAUCAAAAGAAAGAAGAAAAAUUAGAAUCCUUGUUAGAAAAUUUUACAAAAUUAGAUAAAAACUUCUUAAAAGGAUUUUUCUCAGAUGAAGAAAUAAAUAAUAUAGAAAAUACAAUGAAAAAUGCUGUUGAGCAAAAAAAUAAAAUACAAAGUGGUGAAAUUAAUAUUGAUCAUAAAAAUUUAACGGGUUACCCUAUGGCUACCCUACAAAAUACUCAUAUGAAUAAUUUGGAUAUAUAUAACUUAACAAAACAAUAUUUUGGUGAAACACAAAAUAGUGAUGGACAUACUGAAAAUAUAUUGGAUAGUGAUCAAAACAAUUUAUUGGAUGAAUCGUCAGAAGAUUCAUCCAGAGGUCUAGACUCAAGUUAA